Molecule: messenger RNA, 1554 nt
Organism: Colletotrichum truncatum
Lineage: Eukaryota; Fungi; Ascomycota; Sordariomycetes; Glomerellales; Glomerellaceae
Source: RefSeq, a predicted model, not a curated record
AUGUCUGCCCAAGCGUUAGGACCGUCGUCAACGUCCUCGUCUACUACCUCCUCCGAGUCUCCAGAGGUCCCCGAAAGACGCCGUUGUUGGGAGUGUCUCCGACGCCGUUUAGUCUGCGAUGCGACCAAGCCCGUGUGCAACAAAUGCCGGGCUUCCGGUAUUGUAUGUCCGGGGUAUGACGACAAAAAACCACUCACUUGGCUCGCCCCUGGCAAGGUAACUUGUCGCACAAGGCGCAAGAAUCGUGCUCUGGAGACCGAGGGCACUAACGACGAUAAUGUUAAGAAGCCAGUAAAGGAAAAGAAAAGGGAGAGGCGGGUGGUGGUGAUUGAGAAGGGGAAAGACAUUCAUAACGGUGUAGAAUGCCUGUUUCACACACCUCUCCGAACUGACGUCUGUGAUGUGUACGACGCCGUCCAGUACUAUAACGCUGUCUUCUACCCACACACCAGCUCCGGCCACAAGCCAGAUGCAUCCAACGUCUUUGUGGACCAAAUUCCUCUAAAAAUCGUUCGGUUCCUACCAACAGCAAUUGCUCACAACCUGGUGUCGAUCGUUUUCCAACACCGAAUGUGCGUCCAGACGCAAUGGAAAAUCGACUGUCCUUCGGCUAAACACGCGCAAGCGCGUUUGCAUCAUCAUCGCGGAAUCGCUAUUCGAGCUUUGAACGACGACAUUGCCAAUGAAAGAACACAGAGCAAUGACAUUGUCCUCACAGGCGUCAUCCUACUUCUUCACUCGGAGAUUCAAUCAUGCAUCUCGCCCAACUGGAGACACCACGUUAACGGCCUUUUGGCUAUGCUUUCAUGUCGUGGAGGUGCUGUGGGAUGGGCAAGAGAGGUUCCCCCGCUAAAGGGGAUCCUCCUAUCAUUUUUAAUAUGUGCGGUCUUCGCCAACACGACCAGUCCCCCCCACGACCAUGUGAGAAUAGCGUCCCACGAAGACCUGUUAAAUUUGACAAUGGAUUUGUAUCCACUCGGUCUACAUCCUAAUAUCCCGUGUCCGAUGCCACUUUUCAUGGAAAUCAUACGAAUCAAUCACAUUCGAGACGAGGUUUCCAACGGAUUUAUGGACCACGAGACGGCAAGAAUCAUGGCCGAGGAGAUCUUGGACCGAAUCGAAGCCUUUGACGUCAACGGUUGCGACGGGUUCUACGAGGAUCAGAACUACAAUGAGCUGAUAGGCCUCCUGUUUCAGUCCGCAGUGGCCGUGUUCUGCAUUUCUUCCCUCCAGAGCCUGUUCAUACUGCCCUCUUCGAAACAAUUCGCAGUGCGCCGUUUGAUACACAGCGAUCGACUUUACCUUCUCUUGGAGGAGACGAAUAAAUCCACAAUCCUCCAAAAAUCAACGCAAUGGCCGCUUAUCGUCGCUGGAGUAGAGGCUGGAGCUAGGGUGGAUAAACGACAGCUGGUGGGGGAGUUGUUCUUGUACCAGAGCAAAGACGUCGGCACACCGCUGCCGAUGUAUGCUAAAGGCGUUUUGCGGGCAUUUUGGGACGGCGACAAGACGGAAUGGGAUGCUUGUUUUGAUCAGCCAUAUGCUUUUAUAUCAUAG